Messenger RNA from Ichthyophthirius multifiliis, 1779 nucleotides. RefSeq names its product kinesin-like calmodulin-binding protein, putative. The transcript has 4 exons. The record is from RefSeq and is a predicted model, not a curated record. NCBI's taxonomy places the organism in Eukaryota, Ciliophora, Oligohymenophorea, Hymenostomatida. Gene Ontology annotation, molecular function: microtubule binding; microtubule motor activity; ATP binding. Gene Ontology annotation, biological process: microtubule-based movement.
AUGAAAGGAUAAAUAAGAGUAUUUUGCAGAGUCCGUCCCUUAUCUGAAAUCGAAAAUAAUUAAUAAAAUAAUAAUAUAUGUGUAGAAAUUUAAGAUGAAAUGAACAUAUAAAUAAAAACAAGAAAUGGAUUAAAAAAGUUCUCUUUUGAUUCAUGUUUCGGAUAAAAUUCUACUUAAGAUAAUGUUUUUCAAGAUGUUAAAAAUCUUAUACAAAGUGUAUUAGAUGGUUAUAAUGUUUGUGUAUUUGCUUAUGGAUAAACUGGUAGUGGCAAAACAUUUACAAUGUAUGGUACCUAAGAAAAUCCAGGAAUAACUCCUAGAGCAAUAAAUGAAUUAUAUAAUUUAAUUUAAAAUAUGUCACAAUUAAAUAAUAUAAUUGUUAAAGUACAUUUAGUAGAACUUUAUACCGACAAUAUAAUUGAUUUAUUAGAUAAUAAUCAUUUAAAAAAAAUUGAAAUAAAAGAAGAUUAUAUAAAUAAUAGCAUUUAUUUAUAAAAUGUUAAAAUUAUUGAAGCAACUUCAAGCGAGCAUUUAUUAAAUAUAAUAAAAUAAGGAUUUUCUAAAAGAAAAGUAAGUAAAACUGAUAUGAAUGUCGAAUCAUCAAGAUCUCAUAUAAUAACAAUAAUAGAAAUAUAAAUUAAAAACAAAAAAUCAUAAGAAAUUUUAUAUGGAAAACUAACACUUGUGGAUUUAGCUGGAAGCGAAAGAAUUAAUAAAUCAAAUAGUAACUAAUUAUAAAUAAAAGAGGCUUUACAUAUAAAUAAAUCAUUAACAUCUUUAGGAGAUGUUAUUGAAGCUUUAGCAACUUAAAAUUUAUAAGGCGGAGAAAAGCAUAUACCUUAUAGAAAUAACAAGCUAACAUAUUUAAUGAAAGAUUCAUUAGGAGGAAAUGUAAAAUUAUAUAUAAAAAAUUAAAUAAAAUAAAAAAAGGCUAAAACAUUAAUGUUUGUAAAUAUAAGUCCUAGUGAAUUUAAUUAAGAAGAAAGUUAGAGUAGUUUAUAAUAUGGAAGUAGAGUAAAAUCGAUAGUUAAUGAUCCUUCAAAAAAUAUCGAAACAAAGGAAUUUAUUAAAAUAAAAGAAAAACUAUAAUUAAUGAUAUAAGAAAAUUAAAGAUUAUAAAGUUCUUAUUAAUAGCUUAUUUAAUAAUAAAAAAAUGAAAAAUAUAAUAUUUUAAUAAAAAAUAAUCAAGAAAACGAAGAAUUAAAAUCAAAUAAAAUAAAAUAGGAAAAUGAAUUAAUAUUAAGACUAAAAAAUAGUAUAAUAUAACCCAAAAUAUAAAUAAAAACUCAAGAAUAAAAAUAAAAAAUAAUAAAAAUAUCAGAGAAGUCUCUUUCUUUAUAAUCAAGUUAAAUUUAAUAAGAAAAAUUAACAAAAUAAACCUAAUAAUAAAUGUAAAACUCUUAAGAAAAACAAUAAUCUUAAAAUUUUUAUUCUAACCAAAAUUCAAUAUUAUAGUAAUUAUUAUAAUCUAAUUCGACUAAUUUAUAUACUUAAAACAAAAACAAUUUUUUUCAAAAUUAAAAUAAUAAUACUAUUUCAACAGAAAACGAACAUAGUAUAUUUAUUAUAGAUUCUUAAUUUUAAUUAUCUUAAAUAUAAAAUAAUAAUGAUAAUUCGAAUUACAAUACUAACGUUUUUACUUAAAAGUUCUUAAAUAAAAAUAAUAACAACCUUUCUCAUUCAAUUUCAACUUAGAAUAAUUUAUCUAAUAUAUUAUUUUCAUAAAAAAGAAAAAGUAACAAUAGUAUUUUUCAUAAUAAAAAUUAUAAUAUAAUAUGA